GUUGUAUUACGCGGGUUUUAUGGACCGAGUGUCCGUAUUUGCACAUGACUUCAGUGCAUGAACAAGAAUAAGAGUGCAAUGAAUGAAAGCUUCGGAAACCAACCUUCAUUUGUUUCGUGUUAUUGUUCACCUCUUAACCGCUGCCCACAUUCCAGUUCUGUCUGUGUAUCUUCAACAGGAUGUUUCCAUUCGCUCAAUUUAGAUUUGUCGUUGACAUUAGUUAAUGACGAGUCGUAUGGUUGUUUUGCAAAUCACACUAAUCAAGUGGAUUUACUCUGUCGGAAUUCGAAAGUUGGUAGACAACUGUUAUAUUGUUGCUCUGCAAACGAUGGAGACUUUUGCAACCGAAAUUCUAGUUUACUCGGAUUAAUCGAACCUACUUAUCUAGAUUCGAAUGGUCUCACUUGGAAAAACAUUUUAACGGCAGUUUUGCUCCCUAUCUUUGCACUAUUCUGUGGUCUUGUGGCUAUUUUGUUGCUAUGGGAAUGUUUUUUGAAGAGGAGAAUCAUGAAAUACGAUCGCUACACCAACGAACUCGGCUUUAAACGUGCUAGCUUCAUCACAGACAACCCAAACUACUCAGCAAAAUCCAAUGAGCAGCAUUUUUAUGAUCCAAAGUUAUCACUGAGUGGUGGAGGCACUAAGGAUAAGAAGCCAAAAUCUAACAAUAUGAUUAAUUCUAAGCCUUCUUGUGAGCUUCUUAGUUGUACCAGUGGGAGUGGGAGUGGUCUUCCAUUCCUUGUUCAGCGAACCGUGGCACGUCAUAUCAGAUUGGCUGUUUGCAUCGGAAAGGGGCGGUUUGGUGAAGUUUGGAAGGCUACGUGUCAAGGUGAAACGGUUGCUGUCAAAAUAUUUUCCAGCCGUGAUGAAGCUAGUUGGGCCCGUGAGACAGAAGUCUACAACACUGGGCUGUUACGUCAUCCUAAUCUGCUGGCAUAUUAUGCAAGUGACAUGAUAUCAAGAGGCGGUUGUACUCAGCUUUGGUUAAUCACAGCUUAUCACGCCAACGGGUCACUACACGAUUUUCUUAGCAACAGAUCACUAAGACUUCAUGAAGGUCUACGUUUGGCUAGUUCUAUAGCGGCAGGUUUGGCUUUUUUGCAUACAGAAAUAAAAGGACUACAUGCCAAGCCAGCCAUUGCGCACCGUGAUCUCAAAUCAAAGAAUGUGCUUGUUAUGCAUGACAUGUCAGCGUGCAUCGCCGACCUGGGUCUUGCUUUAGUAAAUUUACAAAGUAUGUCUGUUGGAUUAGCGUCGGCUAAUUCAUCCUCAGUUUUGUACAGUGGUGUUAUGUCCAGUAGUGUAACGCAGUCAGACAGGUUGUGCAGCGGCUUCUCAGGCCCUUCUUCAUUGGGUCCUCCUCCUGCAGGACCAAGAGUUGGCACCAAACGUUAUAUGGCACCAGAGUUGCUCAUGGCUGUUGAUACAUCGCACACACCAUCAAACUGUGUUGACCAUACUCUAUGUAUAUCCAAUGAGAAUGCAGAUAAUGCAAACAAGUGCAACUAUCUGCCAUUUGAAGUUUACCAAGCUGCAGACAUUUAUGCAAUGGCCUUAGUAUUUUGGGAAUUGGCACGCUGCACUAAAGGAGCAGCAUCUGAAUUUGUUGAAGGAUACCAGAUACCAUUUUACGACAUGGUCCCAUCUGAUCCGACCUUCUCACAGAUGAGGAAUAUUGUUUGUGGAGACAGUGCGACGGUACAUGGGACAGUUGAACAGUUGGAUCAAGUUAACGAAGCUACCACAAAGAUAAAAAGUAGGCUUUCCAAGACAAGCGCAGAUUACGAUGAAGCGCAGUGUAGACCUCGCAUUUAUCAGCGUUGGUUAGAUGAUGCUUAUUUAUGUCGUUACACACAAGUCAUACAAGAAUGCUGGCACGACGAUUGGUCUGUACGUCUUUCUGCUCUUCGUGUUCGGAAACGUUUAGAACAGAUUGAAGUUGCGGUGAAGCAAUCAUUGUUUAAGAAGAACAACGAGGAUCACAUUCCUUCCAAUUUAAAUGAGUUAUCAGUUCUCUUGACUGGUGACACUGAAGUGCUCUCUUUAUGCUAUCCCUUCUAUCCACAGUGACUUUGAAUUCUGCCUUUAUGACGUGCAUUUAUUUCUGUCUCUUAUGACUUUCUAAAUAUUGUCAUUUUAUAACUAAUUCUUUAAUCAUGUAAUUUUUGCGAGCAAUAUGCUGUUUUUUUAGUUGAUUUUGCGAAUUUCGUUGUGUAUUUGUAUAUGCAGAAUUCAUCCCAGUUGCGAACUUAGUUUCCCACAAGUUCCUUUUGGUUGGGUUUAUGCGCAUAUGGGUACUUAGACCUGUUGACAAGAAAGUUUGCCAUUGAAUUUUCUUCCGUAAAUAUCCUAGCAUUAGAUAACUGAGGUGAUAUCUUCCACAAGCUGGCAAUAUUCAUUUCGUUUUACUGAGCUGUCAUUACUUCUUUCAUUUGGUUAGUUGGACUGGUUAUAAGAAAUUUUUGUGAUCU
Messenger RNA from Heterobilharzia americana, 2471 nucleotides. The record is from the annotation of a GenBank genome assembly. Lineage: Eukaryota; Metazoa; Platyhelminthes; Trematoda; Strigeidida; Schistosomatidae.